Messenger RNA from Diaporthe amygdali, 1062 nucleotides. RefSeq lists its product as uncharacterized. NCBI's taxonomy places the organism in Eukaryota, Fungi, Ascomycota, Sordariomycetes, Diaporthales, Diaporthaceae. Gene Ontology annotation, biological process: fungal-type cell wall organization. Gene Ontology annotation, cellular component: plasma membrane; cell cortex of cell tip. Bases 1 to 1062 code for a protein of 353 amino acids. The record is from RefSeq and is a predicted model, not a curated record. The transcript has 4 exons.
AUGGGACUCCGUCUUACCGCCGCAGCUCCUGCCAUUGCCUCGAUUGCUGCCACAGCCCUCGGCAUAGCCUUACUGGCUUCCGGAUCUUCCACCGGCACUGCAAAUAAUAACUAUUGGAUUGCACUUAAUACCUCGAAAAUUGGCCAGGAUCUGAUUCAGAUCACGCCUACGGAUCAGUCGAGCAGCUCGAGCAACGACCCUCUUGGAGGUUUAGGAGGGAUCAUCAACGAUAUACCAGGCCUCAGUGGCAUUCUGGACAACUUGACAAAUGGCGUUGAUCAAGGACUCAACGAUCUCUCAGGAACGAUUUUGGGGAACCUAACAGAGGCGCUGGGAAUCAAAGACACAUACCGACUAUACACUACAAAGAUGUGCCAGGGAAGCUUCCGCAAUGAAGAUGAUCCCAACAGUGCCGUGGAGGUCGACUCGUGCUUCACGUAUCGUGAUCAAGGUCAAGGCCUGGUCAACAUCACCAACUCUAUCCCGUCCUCUCUCACAGUCGGGACUGCACAGGUCUCCGUGCCCCUUAUCGCAUCACUCAAGCAAUCUCUGCAGAGCACAGUCAACCUAGCUGCCACCGCGGCAACUGUCAUGAUGGUGCUUUUGAUCAUUGGCUGCAUCUGUACUGCUAUUACAGCCAUCGGCUCCAUCCUCGGAAUUCUGCGAUCACAAUCCCGCUUAUUGAGUGUCGUCAACACUGGGUUUUCAGUCCUCGGCGCGGGCAUCUUCUUGGGUCUGGCUGGUAUUGUAACCGGAGUUGUGGUUGCCGGUAGUGACAGCAUCUCAGACCUUGGGCGAGGUUUCAAUCUCGAGGUGAAGGAGGGCGGUGCAUACCUCGCUAUCAUCUGGGUGUCGGCUGUUCUUGCCUGGGUCGCAAGUGCUUACUGGUUCAUGGUCUGGUUUGUGGAAUUUAGAAGGAGUGCCUUCUCGAGACGGCACAGAACAUCGACGCAAAUUGGUAACUGGAGAGGCAUUAUCGGCGAGGUGAGGAAAGACUUGAAAGUGAAUGGGCACUUUGGGGAACAUACAUACGACGGUGAGAGGGGCGCGUUGAAAGCCUAA